Molecule: messenger RNA, 1242 nt
Organism: Gadus morhua (Atlantic cod)
Lineage: Eukaryota; Metazoa; Chordata; Actinopteri; Gadiformes; Gadidae
Exons: 3
Coding region: 255-1205 (316 amino acids)
Cellular component (GO): nucleus
Molecular function (GO): DNA binding
Source: RefSeq, a predicted model, not a curated record
AGAGCCGGGUCGAUUGAAACACGGGACGAUUGAAACACAGCGAUUUACUCGAAAACCACGCAAGGCUUUCACGUCAAAAUUCGUCACUACGUUCAGCAAGCAAGACUGACCAACCCCGGGAAAUUUCAUGUAAUGACGUCACGCCGUUCAGAUGUUAUCCCGCGAACCUGUUUUCGAGAGCUGUCAGAAAAUUUGCCUUUGAGCUGGCAGUCCACUUCAGCUGCCCAUUCCCUGCAUCCUGGUCGAGGAAGAGCAUGGCGGGGAAGGACUGGUUCACCUCCUUCAUGGAGCGCAGUGGCAGCCUCUCCCUUCGGCGUCCAGAGGCCACUAGCCAACAGCGAUUGUCCAGCUUCAACCAAACAAAUGUAAACUUGUUCCACCAAAAUUUAAAGACGGUGCUGGAACGGCACCAGUUCCAGGCCAAGGACAUUUGGAACAUUGAUGAAACCGGGGUCACCACUGUCCAGGUGCCAGACCGUGUCGUCGCCCAGAUGGGGCAGAAGCAGGUCGGGUCAGUGACCUCAGCGGAGAGGGGGACCCUGGUCACAGUUGCCUUGGCAGGCAAUGCGCAGGGCGACCUUGUUCCGCCAUUCUUCAUCUUCCCCCGUAAGCGGUUCAAAGACCACUUCCUGAGGGGUGGACCCGUUGGCUGUGCUGGCAGCGGCAACCCAACUGGCUGGAUGAAGGAGCCAGACUUCCUCCUGUACCUGGCCCACUUCACCAGGCACACCCGUGUGUCCAAGGAGUCGAAGCUGCUCCUCCUGCUGGACAAUCACCCGUCCCACCUGUCAAUUGCAGCAAUUGAUUACUGCAGAGCUAAUGGCAUAGUGCUGCUGUCAUUCCCUCCCCACUGCACCCACAGGUUGCAGCCAAUGGACAUUAGUGUCUUCGGCCCCCUAAAGGGGUACGUAAACAGUGCGGCGGACAGGUGGAUGAGGAGCCACCCAGGGAUCAACAUCUCCAUUUAUGAUGUGCCCUCCAUCGUUGCUGAAGCCUUACCAAAGGCUGCGACAGUGAACAACAUUACCUCCGGGUUCUCAAGUCCAGGGAUCUGGCCUUUUAACCCCUCUGCGUUUGAGGAAAAGGACUUCGCCGGAGCCUAUUCCACAGACCGUCCUCCUCCCCAGGCUUCGGGUGACGAGGUCAGCGCUUCUCCAGGUGCCACUUCAGGUAGGAACACUUCAUCAGAAGCAACAGAGGAUUAAACAGAGUUCAUAAUAGAUAAGUAAAUAGUCCCAUAAG